This is a messenger RNA of Fusarium graminearum PH-1, 3771 nucleotides long. RefSeq lists its product as uncharacterized. Bases 1 to 3771 code for a protein of 1256 amino acids. Gene Ontology annotation, molecular function: phosphorelay sensor kinase activity. The transcript is spliced from 5 exons. Gene Ontology annotation, biological process: cellular hyperosmotic response; phosphorelay signal transduction system; phosphorylation. The record is from RefSeq and is a predicted model, not a curated record. Gene Ontology annotation, cellular component: membrane. Lineage: Eukaryota; Fungi; Ascomycota; Sordariomycetes; Hypocreales; Nectriaceae.
AUGGUUGACGAUGCGGCCCUCGCCGCUGCGGCUGCGAUUGUCGCUUCGAUAGCCCCAGAUACCCGACCGCCUAAUUCGAUACCGGUUGGCGUAGCUUCCCAGGUGCAACUCCCAGGACCAGAUACUCCCGCCAAGCGUAAGCUUGAAUUGGAGCUGCAAAACCUCGCUUUGCGUGUCGGAAAGCUCGAGAGCCAGGCCUCAGCUGCUUCUCCGUUUCCAGAAACGCCCAACGAGGUUAUUGACACUCUUUUUGGCGAAGAGGCUCUUACGGUGGCGGCUCGCCCCAAGCCUAAAGUCUUUCACGCCCAAGGUAGCCUGCACACUCCGCAUCUGCCAUCUUAUCAGCUGACCGAAGAAGCCCUCGAAGGACUUCGAGAACAUGUGGACGAUCAGUCCAAGUUGCUCGACAGUCAGCGCCAGGAGCUCGCGGGUGUUAAUGCCCAGCUGAUGGAGCAGAAGCAGCUGCAAGAGCGAGCCCUCGAGAUACUCGAGCAGGAACGUAUUGCUACCUUGGAGCGUGAGCUCUGGAAGCACCAAAAGGCCAACGAAGCAUUCCAAAAGGCUCUGCGCGAAAUCGGCGAGAUCGUUACCGCUGUUGCUCGUGGUGAUUUGACCAUGAAGGUUCGCAUGAACACUGUUGAAAUGGACCCUGAGAUUACAACAUUCAAACGCACUAUCAACGCUAUGAUGGAUCAACUGCAAAUAUUUGCUAGCGAAGUCUCGCGAGUGGCUCGUGAAGUUGGUACCGAAGGUUUGCUGGGCGGUCAAGCCCGCAUCGGUGGUGUUGAUGGAACAUGGAAAGAACUGACUGACAACGUGCGAGAAAUUGCAUCUGUUACAACCGCCGUAGCCAAUGGCGACCUGACCAAGAAGAUCGAAAAACCUGCUCGGGGCGAGAUAUUACAACUACAACAAACCAUCAACACCAUGGUAGAUCAACUACGAACGUUUGCUUCUGAAGUCACCCGUGUAGCAAGAGAUGUCGGAACCGAAGGCAUGCUAGGUGGGCAAGCCGAUGUUGGGGGAGUGCAGGGCAUGUGGAACGAUCUCACUGUCAACGUCAACGCCAUGGCCAACAAUUUGACGACUCAAGUGCGCGACAUUAUCAAGGUUACCACAGCUGUCGCCAAGGGAGACUUGACCCAAAAGGUUCAAGCCGACUGCAGGGGAGAGAUUUUCGAGCUCAAGUCGACCAUCAACUCCAUGGUUGACCAACUACAACAAUUUGCUCGUGAGGUCACGAAAAUUGCCCGUGAAGUCGGCACAGAAGGACGCUUGGGAGGUCAAGCUACAGUGCACGAUGUCGAAGGUACCUGGAGAGAUCUGACGGAGAACGUCAACGGCAUGGCCAUGAACCUGACCACUCAAGUGCGAGAAAUUGCCAAGGUCACCACUGCGGUCGCCAAGGGUGAUUUGACAAAAAAGAUUGGGGUCGAGGUCAAGGGUGAAAUCGCAGAGCUGAAAAACACCAUCAACCUGAUGGUGGACCGACUUGGUACAUUUGCUGUUGAAGUGAGCAAGGUGGCCAGGGAAGUAGGCACGGAUGGAACCCUUGGUGGACAGGCUCAAGUAGCCAACGUCGAAGGCAAAUGGAGGGAUCUCACAGAAAACGUCAACACGAUGGCAUCAAAUCUCACCGCUCAGGUCAGGAGUAUUUCGACCGUCACACAAGCCAUUGCGAACGGCGAUAUGAGCCAGAAGAUCAAAGUCGAAGCAAAUGGAGAGAUACAAGUGUUGAAAGAAACCAUCAAUAACAUGGUUGACCGUCUGUCUAGCUUCUGCUAUGAAGUGCAACGAGUUGCCAAAGAUGUGGGUGUCGAUGGAAAGAUGGGCGCUCAAGCCGACGUGGGCGGUUUGGAUGGUCGCUGGAAAGAAAUCACCACAGAUGUCAACACCAUGGCUAGCAAUUUGGCAUCAGGCGAGAUGGACGAGCUCAAACGAAAGAUCAACCAGAUGAUUUCAAACCUGCGUGAUUCUAUUCAGCGCAACACUCAAGCCAGAGAAGCUGCCGAACUUGCCAAUAAGACAAAGUCUGAAUUCCUGGCCAACAUGUCCCACGAAAUCCGAACACCGAUGAACGGCAUUAUAGGAAUGACCCAACUUACAUUAGACACCGAUCUGACUCAAUAUCAAAGGGAGAUGCUUAACAUUGUCAAUAAUCUUGCCAACAGCCUCCUGACGAUCAUUGACGACAUUUUGGAUCUUUCCAAAAUCGAGGCUCGGCGAAUGGUGAUUGAGGAAAUCCCCUACACAUUGCGAGGAACUGUCUUCAACGCCCUCAAGACUCUCGCCGUCAAGGCAAACGAGAAGUUUUUGGACCUCACCUACAUGGUCGACAGCUCUGUGCCAGAUUAUGUUAUUGGUGAUUCUUUCCGUCUCAGACAAAUCAUCCUUAACCUUGUUGGCAAUGCUAUCAAGUUCACAGAGCAUGGUGAGGUCAGCCUGACAAUCAAAGAGAGCAUGGGACAAAGCCACGUCCGACCUGGUGAAUAUGCGGUUGAGUUUGUCGUGCAAGAUACGGGCAUAGGAAUUGCUCAGGAUAAACUGGAUCUGAUUUUCGACACAUUCCAACAAGCGGAUGGUUCCAUGACUCGCAAGUUUGGUGGAACCGGUCUAGGUCUGUCCAUUUCGAAGCGACUUGUUAACCUCAUGGGUGGUGAUCUUUGGGUCAAUAGUCAGCAUGGCAAGGGCAGCGAAUUCCACUUUACAUGCCUGGUCAAACUCGCCCCUGACGACGCCGCUUUGAUUGAGCAACAGAUCCGCCCAUACCGAGGUCACCAGGUGCUAUUUGUCGACAAGGCGCAAUCUCAGAACGCUGCGUCGAUCAAGCCCAUGCUGGAGAAGAUUGGCCUCAAGCCUGUUGUUGUUGAUUCAGAGAAGAGCCCUGCCUUGGCCCGCCUGCAUACCGGUGGCUCCCUUCCCUACGAUGCUAUCCUAGUUGAUUCUAUCGACACUGCGAGAAGGCUAAGAGCUGUGGACGAUUUCAAGUAUCUCCCUAUCGUUCUGCUCGCGCCUGUUGUUCACGUUAGCUUGAAGUCGUGCUUAGAUUUGGGAAUCACGUCGUACAUGACGACGCCGUGCAAACUCAUCGACCUAGGAAACGGCAUGAUUCCUGCUCUUGAAAACCGAGCUACCCCCUCACUAGCCGAUAACACCAAAUCUUUCGAAAUUCUGCUUGCUGAGGACAACACUGUCAAUCAGCGAUUAGCAGUCAAGAUCCUCGAGAAAUACCAUCAUGUGGUGACCGUGGUAGGUAACGGUUGGGAGGCCGUCAAAGCUGUUCAAAGCAAGAAGUUUGAUGUCAUUCUUAUGGAUGUCCAAAUGCCAAUCAUGGGAGGUUUUGAGGCCACUGGCAAGAUUCGAGAGUAUGAGCGUGGCAUAGGAAGCCACCGCACACCUAUCAUUGCUCUUACGGCCCACGCCAUGAUGGGCGAUCGAGAGAAAUGCAUUCAAGCUCAAAUGGACGAGUAUUUGUCCAAACCUCUACAGCAAAACCAUCUCAUUCAGACCAUCCUCAAGUGUGCUACUCUUGGUGGUCCAUUGCUUGAGAAGAACCGUGAACGCGAGCUGGCGCUGCACGCCGAAACGAAAUCCAAGCACAAGGAGGGAGGCCAGGGUUUGCUGCGGCCGACACUUGAGAGUCGAGCUUUCACGAGUCGAGAGCCUCUCCUGGGCAAUGGCAAGGAGAGUCCUGCCAUUAUUGCAACUGACGAGGAUCCCAUGGCAAGAGCACGUCUUGACCUUUCUGAUAUGAGAAGUCUGACCAACUAA